ACACAUCAAAGCUCUGUAGAUUGAAAAAUGCUCUGCUGCAUUACCCCCUAACUGGGAAGUGAGAAAAAAGCCGGAAUUGGUGUAAGGAAUGACACUAGCUGCAACUUGGAAUAACCUGAAUUGAUGGAGCGAGAGCCAAGUGUAUAGAUGCACGCUCAGUGGAGAGACAGAUGCUGCGACUCUGGCGGCAGCCGAUUGGCUAGUGGCUGAAGACGGUACUUGGAAGCCUGCUCGCAAUGCUGAGGAUGUGAACAGAGAAAUAUCCAGCCCGUAGCAGCCAGCUGCUAACACAGGCACUUCUCACUCUCCAAGCAUCACUUCAGGAUACGGCUCUCUUACACCCAUCUCGAACAGUAGGAAGACCAUUAUGAUAACUUUAGGCAUAUCAUGAUAUAACAUACCUAUUGCACCAAGGAUCACAUUCAUGGAUCUGUUAUUCAGAGUAUUUUGCAAAUAAUACAAGAACAUUUGGACAAUUUGUUGCAACUUAAUUUUGAAGGAGAAAGAUUUGGAGGUGAUUGUUAGUUUGGAAGUACCGGUGAGACUGAUCCAGACGCUGAGCCAUCCCAGUCUCCUACUGUAGCACUUUGCACUCCCACUGGUGAACGUGGAAGUGUGAAAGAGAAGUGCUAACACACUGAAACAGCAUACUUCUUGGGACACAUCUUUCAGGACGCAAUUCUAAGGUCAUUCUCCAUCUGAAAAUGUCGGACCAAGAGAUUGAAGACUUUGAGGUAGACAGCAUGUCAGACACCUCACAAAUGAUCCCUGGCCUCCCUCCCUAUACCAUGGAUGACCAGCUUCUGCCCAUGGAGUCCCGGAGCAGGUGGGGGUGCUGGAUUUGGACUAUGUUCGUAUCUGGAGCUAACUUUGUGGCUUUCCUUGUUAACUCCAUCAUCCUGGCUGUCAUAUUUACUAUCGUUUUGACUCCAACCAUCGUUGUGGUAUAUUUCGGCUUUAAAUGUCACUCAAGGGUCCUUCAUUCUAAUGCCUCCUACUGCAAGACCCUACUAGAUGACAACAGCUCUUCUGCUCUCAUAAUCCUUGGUUUUGUUAUGAUGUCUCCUCUCAUCGUGCUGGCUAUGGCUGUGUACUGUGGUCUUGCCCGACGCCUGCGACUCUUCAUGCUCUUUCAGCCUUACACCAGAGCCCUAUACAAGGGAGUGCGAUGGAGGUGGUAUGACGAGGGAGGGAUAUGUAGCUGCGUCAGGGAAUGGAACAAUCAUGUCAAAGCUUGGGUAUAACUGCUUGUAACACUACUGGCAGCAAUCUAUAUUUGAUGUCCAUACAAAUGCUCCAUGGAAGCUAGAAGAGCUACGUCCUCAGCUGAUAGAACAUCAAAUGAACUUGAGCCUGUUGGAAUCUGCAUUGGUACAUUGAAAUAAAAAACAAAAACUGUUUAAUUUGCUAUAGAACCAGCCUCACUUCCAUAGUAACCUGAAGUUUUGUGAUGACCUUAUAUUGUUGUACACUAUAUACAUUAGAAUAUAAUUAUUUAUUUUAUUAUAUUUGCAAUAUGACCAACUGGUGUUAGAUCUGUAUGUAGAUAAUAAAUAAUUUACACCCAAAGUCAAUGUCAUUGUACUGGAUUCAGCCGUUUCCGGGAGGUGUACUAAACAGUGAUAAGAGUGAAGAAAUGAGCCAGUGGAGAAGUUGCCCAUGGCAACCAAUCAGCAGCUCUGUAUAAUUUUAUAGUAUGCAAAUUAGAAAUGUUACAUCAGUGCUGAUUGGUUGUCAUGGGUAAUCUCUCCACUGACUCACUUCUCCCCUCUAAUCACUGCUUAGUACAUCUUCUACAUCAAGGAGAGGCACCUAAGUCACUGUGACUAUAGCUGGGCUACAUACCCAUGAUCCUCAGCUAAGAACAGCUGAGCAUCAAAGCAAAUGUAGUUAGGUGUCACUUGUUUCCUACUCAUGAUGUAUAAAAUACAUUUCCUGAUUUAAACAGUGUAUUCCAGUAUUUAUUGAAUGUUAUUUACACUGUAAUUAGUCAUUUACAGUGGUAGAUUCUGGCUGAUCCAGCAUCGGUUAAUAAGGGAUCUUUAUAUUUGUUUUGUAUUUUAAAUACAGUAUACAGUAUGUUAAACAUGUUUGUAACAAAUACACAUAGAAAUGGCACACAUGAUAAAUUGUACUAAUGUGAAUUUAGCACUAAAAGUGAUCAUUAGUUUUAUCCACAGAUAUACUAGCACAGAUGUCUUUAGAUUGUACGGUGUGAGCAGGGCCUUCUUACCUCUUUGCCUGUAUGUUAUUGCCUAGUCUUGUUUUAUUAUUAUUUUUCAACUGUAAAGCGCAAAGGAAUAUGCUGGCGCUAUAUAAGUAACUGGUAAUAAAUAAAGAAAUAAUCAUUCA
This is a messenger RNA of Pseudophryne corroboree (corroboree frog), 2352 nucleotides long. It is a transcript of the gene TMEM278, whose product is annotated as transmembrane protein 88B. The transcript is spliced from 2 exons. Bases 705 to 1244 code for a protein of 179 amino acids. The record is from RefSeq and is a predicted model, not a curated record. Lineage: Eukaryota; Metazoa; Chordata; Amphibia; Anura; Myobatrachidae. Gene Ontology annotation, molecular function: PDZ domain binding. Gene Ontology annotation, cellular component: plasma membrane.